Messenger RNA from Eruca vesicaria subsp. sativa (arugula), 1443 nucleotides. NCBI's taxonomy places the organism in Eukaryota, Viridiplantae, Streptophyta, Magnoliopsida, Brassicales, Brassicaceae. The record is from the annotation of a GenBank genome assembly.
AUGAGUAGAAUCGUCAAACACCCUGUCAUCGCUCUUUUGGAUUCCGGCACUACGUUCAAAGAAGUACGCCAAAUCCAUGCCAAGCUCUUGAUCAACGGGACACUCAACGAUGACCAUCUCGUGGGUCAGUUCGUAAAGUCAGUAGCUUUGAGUGAUCAGAAACACUUACACUACGCUAAUCAGAUCCUGGACAGGUCUGCUAAACCUACACUGUUUGCUCUCAACUCUAUGAUCAGAGCACAUUGCAAAAGCCUUGUUCCAGAGAAAAGCUUCGAUUUUUAUAAAAAGAUACUUCGGUCCGACCUUAAACCGGAUAACUACACUCUCAACUUCUUGGUUCAGGCCUGCUCUGGGAUAGGUAUGCGUGAGACAGGGCUUCAGGUUCACGCUACGACCCUAAGACGCGGUUUUGACAAUGACCCUCAUGUCCAAACCGGGUUGGUUUCUUUGUAUGGUGAGCUAGGGUGUUUGGAUUCUUGCCAUAAGGUGUUUGACUCGGUUCCUUGUCCGGAUUUCGUGUGUCGGACGGCGAUGGUCACGGCCUGUGCGAGAUGCGGGGAUGUGGGUUUUGCGAGGAAGUUGUUUGAGGAGAUGCCGGAGAAAGACCCUGUUUCUUGGAACGCUAUGAUCUCUGGCUAUGCUCAGGUUGGAGAGUCGAGGGAGGCUCUGGACUUGUUUCAUUUGAUGCAGUUGGAAGGUGUGAAAGUCAACGCGGUGUCGAUGAUUUCGGUUUUGUCGGCUUGUACUCAGUUGGGAGCUUUGGAUCAGGGGAGAUGGGCUCAUUCAUACAUAGAGAGAAACAGAAUCAAAAUCACUGUGAGGCUUGGUACUACCUUGGUCGACUUGUACGCGAAAUGUGGUGACAUGGACAAGGCUAUGGAGGUUUUCUGGGGUUUGGAAGAGAGGAAUGUGUACACGUGGAGUAGUGCCCUGAAUGGGUUUGCAAUGAAUGGGUUCGGGGAGAAAUGUCUGGAGCUUUUCUCUCUUAUGAAACGAGAGGGUGUUGCUCCAAACGCUGUCACGUUCGUCUCUGUUUUAAGAGGUUGCAGUGUGGUUGGUUUGGUAGAUGAAGGGCAGAGACAUUUUGAUUCCAUGAGGGAUGAGUUUGGGAUUGAGCCUCAGCUUGAUCACUACGGCUGCUUAGUUGAUUUGUAUGCUCGUGCUGGCCGCUUAGAAGACGCAGUCAGUAUAAUCCACCAAAUGCCCAUGAAGCCUCACGCUGCUGUUUGGAGUUCUGUGCUCCACGCAUCUAGAAUGUACAAGAACCUUGAACUUGGUGUGCUCGCAUCUAAAAAAAUGCUUGAGCUAGAGACUACAAAUCACGGGGCUUACGUCAUGUUAUCAAACAUCUAUGCAGAUUCAGACAAUUGGGACAACAUGAAGAAGAGAAAGAGGAUGCCUUGUGUCUGCAUAGCGAAAAGGCAGCGAUUGCGUUUGGUAUAA